This is a messenger RNA of Caenorhabditis angaria, 8226 nucleotides long. Lineage: Eukaryota; Metazoa; Nematoda; Chromadorea; Rhabditida; Rhabditidae. The record is from the annotation of a GenBank genome assembly.
AUGGCGUUUGUAUCAGGAGGCGGUGGUGGUGGAAUACCGCCAGAGCAACCGUCUGCGAGCUCUACAUUUACUAAUCCCCAAUAUAUUGUGAGUUUUAUUAAACGAUUUUUUGUAUAAAAUCUAUUUUUGGGACAAAAAUUGGUCUAAUAUCUGAUUUUGUUGUCAUUUGUGUCAAAGAGUCAUGUGAUUUCCGCGAGAAAAAGACAAUGAUAGAGAGAAAAAAAGAGAGAUAAUUUCGCAACUUUUAUAUGAUUUUAUAUCAAUUUUAAACGGUUUUUUCUGUUGUCCUAGGAAUAGAAAUAGUGGAGCGAGCCAAGAUUUUUUUCUUUGAACUUUUAAUGUCACGCAUUUGUGACGCGCAAAGAAUAGAAAAAAAAGAAAACAAACAUUGUCUGCCAGUGAGUUCAAAAAACGAGAUUGGGCUAUUCAACCGAGAGAAGGGAAAAAACUCAUUGUGUUACGUCAUUUAAUGUGAUGAAAAGGUCGGUGGUAAUUAUCAUAAUGGCCAAGAAAAGGAAGCAUUGUGUGCAUUUUUUUGCAAGUGUGUUCCAAAAAAUUAAGUUGAUUUUCGGUUUUUUGGGAAGAAAAUUAGAUUUUUUGAGUCUGCUGAAUUUGGAGAAUUUCAUUAAAAAUUAAUCCGAUUUUAAAGCACCACACUAGACUUUUUUCGAGAAAUGUUUGAAAAUAUUCAUUAACAAAAUUCAGUUUGAAUUGAGUAAGAAAUCGCUUUAAACUAUUAAAAAUUCUUUUUUAUUGUUAAGGAUCGCAUCACUUUAUUACAAAAUUGUAGCACAGAAAUAUUUUUUGAGAAAGUGAUGCGAUUUUAUUUUUACAAUAUAAGUUUCAUCAUUUUAAAAAUAUUUUUAUCAAGCUGGUUUUUUGGUUUUUGAUUCUGUGAAAUUUCUAAAAUUUCAUUACUCAUUAAUUAGAUUUUGACUAGACAUUAUUUCGAAAAGUUUUUGUUUUUGACGGAAGUGAUGUGAUUUUUUUCGAAAACAUCAGAAAUAGUUUCAUUUUGUUUGAAAAACAUGAUCAAGUUGGUUUUUGGUACUACUGAGUGUCACGAAUAAUAUUGAAUUAAUUAGAUUUCGAAGCGCCACAAAAUUAGGGAAAUAGUUUUCGGGCCGAAAGUGAGGUUUGCAGAAAAAAAUUGCGCUUUGUAGGUUUCAAAAAAUUAAAAAUGAUUCUUGGUUCAUUUAAAAUUAAUUGAAUAUAAAUAGAUCAUUUUUGAAAUUGACACAAGAAGCUUACACAGUUCCAGGUUUUGAGGCUUUUUUCAUAUGCCUAAAACUUAAAUUUCUUUUAUAUCAAGAAUUUCACUUGAAAUAAUUAAAUUUCAAAACACACGAAACCUAUACAUAAUGUCAAAAAAGAUCAUACAAAACGUUUUUUUUCGACAUAAUUGUUGUGGGCGGAAAUGAUGUUAUUCGACAUAUUUUUUGUAUUUCCCGAACAGACAAAACACAUACAAAAAUUUUAUAUCAUCAAAGAUCAGCUUAUAUGAAAACGCAAAAAUAGAAAAAAACGUGUACUUUGAUCCAACCUGUCACAUGUCAUUCACAUGAGGUUUAUUUUAUUUGAUAUGUUUUAUUUCAGGAUCAGCAACAACUUUUGAAUUUGUUGCUUCUUCAACAAAGUUUGCAACUUCAGCAACAACAGCAACAGCAAAUAGUUCAGAAACCACCAUCACAACCUCAGCCACAGCCUCAACCUUCUCAACAACAUCAAAUAUCCGCAGCAACUGCAGCUGCUGCUCAAAAUGUUGCCAGUAAUCCAGGCAUGUAUUUGCAGUUACUUCAAUUACAGCAACAGCAGCAGCAAGCACAGGCUCAGGCCCAAGCGCAGGCUCAGGCUCAGGCUCAAGCACAAGCUCAAGCCCAAGCUCAGGCCCAGGCUCAGGCUCAAGCACAAGCUCAGGCUCAAGCACAAGCCCAGGCUCAAGCCCAAGCUCAACAACAAUCACAGCAAAAUCAAUUAAUACAAACAUAUCAACAGGUUGGUCAUUUUUUAAAUCAGAUUUGGAAAAAUAAAACAAAAAUAUGUGAUAUAAAUAAAUAAUUGUACGUUGUAUGAAGCGCGGAUCAUCACUUUGGUCUUUUUCUCUCAUUGGCGUUAAGGAUUCCUUUUUUUGUUUGAUAAGACUUUUUGUUGUUGAAUGAUCUUUGGUAGUUGCGGAGAUGACGUCAUCAAAUGUGUUCGCAGGAAACAAAAAUGAGAGAAAAAGAGAACAAAAAGAUUAUGAUAGUGAGAUGAAUUUCAAGAGUUUUGAACCGUUUUUUUUCAGAGAUAAGAAUAGUUUUUUGUUGAUAAUCGGAGAAGAUAAAGGAGAAGCUUACAAUUGAUUUUGUGAGAGAGUUCGCAAAAGGGUUAUCAAUUUUGUAUCGUAGUCUAUUUUGAACUCACAAAUGACUUCAUAAAAUUUAUCUAUAGCACUGUUUUGUACAAAAAUAUUGUAUAAAUUGUGAAAUUUUCAUUAGGUUUUCAGUUUCAGGAAAAAUAUGCUUUAGUUACGAAAACCAAAUUUCAAAAAAUAUCACAUAGCAUUUUUUUUAAUCAAAAAAAGCAUUCACAAACUUUUUUCCAGCUUGCUCAACAACAAAAAGUACAACAAGCUAAGCAGCAACAGCAUCAGCACCAAGUUCAGCAAGUUCAGCAACACAUUCGACCUCAGUCCCAACAACAAAACGCUCAAUAUGCUCAUCUCGUAUCUCAUCCCCAGCCAUCAUCUUCAUCCGCCUUUCAAAGUCAAUCAACAUCUGGAAAUAUGGAAAAUCAUAUUUUCGCACAAGAGAAAUUGAUGAAUUAUUAUGCCGAGCAUCAGCAGCAAAAUCUUUUGACUGCAAUGCAGCAAAGGGAAAUUGAACAGGCAAAACUAUUUGCCGCCAAGACUAAUCAAUUAGAACAGGCUCGAGAAGCCGAGUUGCAAAAAGUGCAAGCGUUAGCUCAAGCUGCUGCGGCGGCUGCGGCAGCAGUUGCAAGAGCAAAUACUCCAGCUCGACCCGCUGCAACAACUCCGAUGGUUAUCACAAUUCCACCACAACCAACCCAGCAACAAGCACAAAAACAACAGCCAAGUCAACCUCAAUCAUCGUCUCAAACGACACCAACAAAAGCGCCAAAUAUGUCAAUGACGGAUCACAUCAACAAAAUAAUUUCUGAAAACGAAGUUAUUAUGCAGGGUGAUCCGGUAAGUUGAAAAACAAAUAUCAAAAAUUAUCCCGUUCAAUCAUUUUCCUGAAAUUUGGUUACUCGAAAAAAUCGGAAUUUACUUAUGAAAAACACUGUGACGUGGGGAAAAUAUACAAUUUUGAUUCAAAAAUGAAUAGUUUUCAAAAUAUGAUUCUCAAGUGUGUGAUAAAAAUGUUUUCUUGAACUCUGAACAAGAUAUGUUUUUGAAAUUUGAUAUCAACAAUAUCAGGAAACAUGAUAUUUUUCUUUUAAAAAAUCGCGAUGUUCAAAGUUUUUCGUUUCUGUCCUCAAUCUAUUUUUGUCACGUCAUUUUUUUCGAACAAUUUCCUGAUUUUUGGGUAAAUCUGAUCAAACUUCAAGAAAAAUUAAACUUCCCCCUUUUUCAUCCUCCAAUAAUAAUAAUAAUAAUGUUUUUUUACAGUUUCAAAUGAUUCGUAAAAAACGGCCGUAUCAUCGGCAAGUAGGUGCGCAAUCUUCUGUUGAUUAUGACAGUAAUAGUGGUGGUGAGUUGUGCGGUGGUUGUGUUUCUUUAAUAUUUUUCUGUUGUUGUUUUUUAUGACAACAAGAAAAAUAACUUCUUCUAAUUUCAUCUAUUCACUUGUAAUCACUCACUUAUUGAAUUUUAUCACACAUGAACACAUAAUUAUCUGUAUAUUAUUUUGUAUCUUCUCGAAUGAUAAUGUUUUUCUCAGGAUCAACACGAACUUCACCGGGACCAAAAGACAAUCGGAUGUUGCAAGCAGCUAGUCGAAGUCACAGUCUUUUCGAACUUUCUGGUCAACGCAACUUUCUCGGAAGUUUAACUUCCGGCCAACCAGUUAGAGCUCCAAUCACUGCACCAGAAUGUGUUUAUUGCAAACUGACUUUUCCAAAUGAUGCUGGAUUGCAAGCACACGAGAUGGUGUGUAGCAAGAAGAGGGAUAAUGGAAAAACUGCUGAACCAUUGGCACAAACAUCAGCCCUUCACGUAGUGACACCGCAAGAGAAUUCGGCUGAAUCAUCAGCACCAUCUUCUGAGACUCAACAUCAUAGACACCCUUUAAAACGGCGGAUAUUGGCAGCACAUGCUGCGCAAGAAGCUGCAAUGUCAUCGCAGAAUAAUUCACCGAGACCAACACCUACACCUUCGCAACCACAUAAUGAGCCACCGGUUAAAUUGAGGAAGGAAAAUAGCAAUGAACUUGAUUACAGUACCAUGCAACCGAAUUUUGUUCGGCGUGCUACAGUGCAAGGGUUUCCAGAGUCGGCUUUACAACCGCAACAACAGUUGAUAGUUGCACCUGCUCCGCAACCAAAACAACCAACUCCUCAACCACAAAUCCAACAGCCUCAAGCUCAACUUCCUCUUCUUCCCCCUCAACCGCAGCAGCAACAACAGCAACCACCGAUUCAAUUAAAUCAAGCUGCAAUUCUUGCCCAAAUUGCUCAAAUUGGUGCUGGAAAUAUGACUGAAGGACAAUUAGUUCAACUUGCAGCAAUUCUCAAUAUUCCCGUGCAAACCUUAUUGGCACUUGCUCAUAAUAUGCAAAUGAUGGCUCAACAACAGCAAGCUCAACAGCAGCAACAGCAACAAUUGUUGCAAGCUGCGAAAUUGCGCGAGCAACAACUUUUGCAACUUCAGCAGCAGCAAGAACAGCAAAAGGCGAAGGCAAGAGCAGAAGCUUUGAUUCAACAACAACAGGCUUAUCAAGCGGCACAACUUGUUCAAGCUGCUCAAUUGGCUCAAUUGGCACAACAGCAAGCUCAAGCACAAGCGCAGGCUCAAGCACAGUUGCAACAACAGCAUCAGCAAGCGCAAAUUCAAGCUCAACAACAAUCAAGUCAUCAAGAAAACCGGAGAUAUGGAUCGGCAUUCCAAGCAACUCAAUUUACAAAAGAUGCAGCAGCUGCUAUUGCAUCUCUGACAUCUUCGAAAAAAGGAGUUGUUCCGCCAACACAACAUCAUCAAGUUGCGAUAAGUUCACCAGUUGCAAUCACAACUGCUUCACCUUCAUCUUCAACAAGUUUUAUGCCAGUAGUUAGUAAUGCACAAAAUCGAGCAUUGAGACAAGAAGAAAUAUUGAUGGGUGAAUUGCCAGUUCUUGAUGGAAAUGUUGAUAAACCAUAUUGGUUAGUGUUGAAAGAUGAAGUUGGUGAAAGACCUUCGUUUAUGGGAACUGAUUGUUCUGGAUCAAGACGUCUUCGCGGUCGAAAUAUCACAAGUGAGACAUAUGUUAGUAUGCAUCGAGCACAACCAAUGUUUGUUGAACAAAAAGGCAAUUUAUCGAUGUAUUCAAAUUGGCAACAAAUAAACAUCAAUGAGGCUGAAUCAAAAUUGAAUUUAUUGUUCAUGGGAAUGUGCUCAACAAAACCAAGAACUGGUGUCAAACCAUUUUGGAGAUAUACAAUUGCAAAUCGAGAUCAAGGACAAUAUCGAAUGACACAUUCAUCAUUUUGGGAUUUGAGUGCGAAAAUGAGAAUUCGACAAUCAUCAAUAAAUGAAGAGAAAUUCGAUGAAGAAAAAGAUGAUGUUCUCAUUGAACGGUUAAUUGGAGGAUCUUUAACCACUGCUCAAAAUAUGACUGACUUUGGAGGAAUGGUUUUGAAAGUUCCAAAAGUUGAAAUUAUGGAACAAGAUGAUCCACAAUCAACAUCUUCUUCGCCGAUAAUUGUUACUGAUUCACCAAUAGCAAUGUCACCAGUUCCAAUUGUGAAGCAAGAGAACGAGUGAGUUUUUUAGAAUCAGAAAACAGUUAGAGCUAAAUCAAUAAAAAGUUUUCCAGCUUCAUUAAUGUGAUUGACGAUGAAAAAGAGGAAGAAGUUGAACAAAAACCCAUCUUCAGAAAAUCAGUUCAUAAUUCCCAACAACAACCAAAACAAUUAAGAGUUCGACCAAAACAUGAUCAAAUAAUUGGUGGCCAUCGUACAGACGAGGUAAAUUUUUGGCUUCUUUCGCACAAAUCACCAGAAUUAUUUUUGUUUCAUCAUCAUUAUUAUUUUGAGUGAUUGUGUCAAAACUUCUACAUCUCUAUUUUCAAUAUUUUUUCACACAAAAGUUUUUCAAAAAAAAACUGAAAUACUUUUUUUCUUCUGACAUAAAAAAUCAUAAAUCUAUGAUUUUUAGGUCUACGUGUAUGUUCGUGGUCGUGGGCGUGGAAGAUAUGUUUGUGAUCGGUGCGGAAUCCGCUGCAAGAAACCCAGCAUGCUCAAAAAACACAUCAAGUAAGAUGAUUGUUUUUUGAAUCUUUCUCUUCUACUUUCUUUUUUGUUUUUUUUUCAAUCUUGUAGUGGAGACCUUGGGUGAAUUGCACAAAUUAUAUAUGUUUUCAAUUUCAGGUCGCACACUGAUAUUCGUCCUUACAAAUGUUUACAAUGUAAUUUUUCUUUCAAAACUAAAGGCAAUUUGACAAAACAUUUGAGCUCAAAAACUCACCUACGACGUAUAAAUAACUGUAAGUUUUUUCAAGAAAAAAAUUGGAUUUUAUUCAAAAUUUAUUAAAUCUUGUAGUGUCAUCAAACGACGAAGAUAAUGACGAUCAUAACGAAAAUGAACAUGGUCUCAACGAUUCUCGUGAUACUUCACUAUUCGAUUACGAUGUCAAUUCUUCAGACGAUGAAGAUGGCGAAGAGCACAUUUCCGCAGAACACAAUUACAACUUUGGACAAGAACAUAUUUUAUUGGAACGUACUGCCCAUACGCCUCCAACGCGAUGGAUGUUGGUGGAAGAUGGUGUCAGCAGAUCACGUCCAACAAAUUUGGAAAUGCGUAGAAAUUGCUUCAGUGCUCCACCUUCAUCAAUGCAGAGAGAUGCGGAUGAUAUCACAAUUAAUCCUGUGCCAAACACUGUUACUGGAUCACCUGUGGCUUCUUCUCGUUCUCAUGCAACUGCUCCUUUUCAAUCAUCCAACACUCAAUAUUCUCCACCAAUUCCACAAGUUUUUACAAUUCCUGUAAAUCCACUUGUCUCACUUGCUGCUGGAAAUUCGUUAUAUUUGAAUAAGGAUGAAACAUUGAAAUGUGAUCAGUGUGAUCGAACAUUUCGGAAAGUGUCGGAUUUGAACUAUCACCAACAUACACAUAAUAUCGAGAAGCAACAAAAUCGCAAUCGAAUGUUUCAAUGUUCAGAAUGUCGAAUUCCACAAAGAACAAAAGCAUUGUUAGCCAAACAUAUGGAAACAAUUCACGGAAUUCAUGUAAGCUUAUCAUAUAUUUUCAGAAUAUAAACUAGUACAAAAAUAAAACGUCCGACUAACGCUGCUCUUCAUUCUUGUCUUCAAAUUAUAGUAUUUUUUUGCUCAACUUUUUUUCGGUCAAAAAUUUGCAAAAAAAGUUUUCCAGUUUUACAAAUCCAUAUUUUUCUAGUCGUUCGAUCCGUUUUUGGAAUUAAGAAAUAAGAAAACUAAUUUACGUUAAAUUUUGAAUUAAAAUCUAGGGCAAAGCAAUAUGUCGAGCGAACAAACAGAUCGAGAGAUAUAUUUUGUUAAUUUCAGAUGGAUGAUUCGAUAACUGCCAGUAUUGAUCCAUCAGCAUCAACACAAUCAGUUUUGGGAGGUGGCACACAUUCAUUGUCAAAUAAUCCAAGAUCGUUCAUGUGCUCAGAUUGUGAUAUUGGAUUUAGAAAACACGGAAUUCUUGCAAAACAUCUGCGAUCAAAAACGCACGUGAUGAAAUUGGAAACACUUGGAAAGCUGCCGGAAGAUACAUUAUCUCUAAUAACCAAAAAAGAUAAUGGAGCUUGUUUGAAUGAGAUUGAUACAACUGAUUGUGAAAGAGCCAGGCAAUCAUUAUUAGGUUAGUUUUUUUUUAGAGAAAGCGAGAAUUCGUAGUUUAGUAAAAAUGCGAAAUUGAACAAUUCUAGCCAUCGUUGACAGUAUGCGUCAUGAAACCUGCCUUCAUCUAACUUCUUCAACUACAGCUAUUCAAUCUGGCGUUGCCAAUCCGAAUUCUUCGAUCAUUGGUGUCGCUGCUGCCUCCGCCGUCACCGCCACACCUGUUUUGGUGAGUAGCGGUCAAACAACAUCAACGAGUAGUAAUUCGAAUCUCAUCAGCAAUCUUAA